GAGCGAGGCGUCAGUUAUGAUGGUAUUUCUCAUCACAAUUGAUAGGUUCAUCGCAGUAAAAUAUCCCUUCUCAAAACUACGGUUCAGCGUAAAGACCGCUUCCAUCCUAUCUUGUGUAGCCUGGGUGUUUUCACUUCUUCUGUCCUUGAUUCCAUUGCUUCCUGUUCCGGGUUUUGAAUAUUUUUACGCUCAAUCUGGAAUCUGCAUUUCUCUCCCCCUAUCUGUAGUAAGGAGGUCAGGCUGGGAAUAUUCCAUGGUUAUAUUCGUUGGCCUUAAUUUCCUUCUGUUCCUUGGAAUUCUGGUCGGGCAAAUUAGCGUCUUUGUAGAAGUUCUGCGAUCGGGGAGAAAUGUGAGAUCCAGUAGAUCGAUGCAAAGGGAGAAAGCUCUGGCUGUGACAGUGCUCAGUGUUGUACUGACCGACAUUUUAUGCUGGAUCCCAAUAGGAACAAUUGGCAUGUUGACCUUCUUUGGUGUGUCAAUCGCCUCGGACGUGUACGCCUGGAUCCUUGUGGUGGUUUUACCAAUCAACUCCGCCCUCAAUCCACUGCUCUACACCUUAACAACAGUUAUCAGAAGAAUGAGAAGGCGGGAGUCAGAUAUAGUAUCCCAGCUAAAGCAACAACUGACAUAUUGGAAGACAAAACACGGUUAUCCGUCAGAUGCCACCGUGCCGGAAAUACAAGAAAGAAAUCUCCCCCAGGACUGUCCUCAGAAUCCAGGGAUAAUGAACACGUGACUCUCGACUAACUCGAGAUCUCCUUUCUGUCGAUGUCCUAUUUGGCACUAUCAAUAUCAAAAUCGUAAAGCUGAUUUAUACAUUCAUUUGUAUAUAUGAUCACACAAUCCAUAGAAAAUUUGUGUUUAAAGGAAUUCAU
Messenger RNA from Ostrea edulis (European flat oyster), 875 nucleotides. Its product is annotated as G-protein coupled receptor GRL101-like. The coding region runs from base 17 to 736 and encodes 239 amino acids. The transcript has 4 exons. The record is from RefSeq and is a predicted model, not a curated record. NCBI's taxonomy places the organism in Eukaryota, Metazoa, Mollusca, Bivalvia, Ostreida, Ostreidae. Gene Ontology annotation, biological process: G protein-coupled receptor signaling pathway. Gene Ontology annotation, molecular function: G protein-coupled receptor activity. Gene Ontology annotation, cellular component: membrane.